AUGACCUAUGUCCGCCGCAGGCCUGGGCUGAUGGUAGAUCAGAGGAGGCCCGCGGCAACUCGUGACAUUCUUUGGCUCACGGUCAACGACAUCACUUUGGUCAACGUUUACCGCCAACCGUCAUACGACGAGGCCCUCGACAUACUACUCCAAUGGCCCGCGCCAAACAGAUGUCUGGUAGCAGGCGAUUUCAACGCCAAACACCACAGCUGGCAAGCCGGCCGCAUCGAGGGCCGCGGCGAGGCUGUAGCUGCAUGGGCGACAGCCAACGGUCUGAACCUGCUCAACCCGGCUGACGUCCCGACAAAUCCUCGUGGCAAUACGAUCGACCUUGCCUUCUCUAAUAUCGCCUUGGCCAAUGCCGUGGUGGAAGACCAUCUUGCCACCAGCUCCGACCACUUCACGCUCAGCACUACCCUGCCUGAGCUCGCUGUAGCGCCCCCACCCACUGGGAAGUUUGCCGCCAAAGCUGCAGGCCGGCCGGUCCGCAAGGGCGCACGCAGCGCGCCCUGGUGGACGGAGGAAUGCUCCUUGGCCGCGGUGGAGUAUCGCGCAAGAGUCGUGCGGCGAGUCAAGCGCCGUUACUGGCGCGAUCUGAUUGACAGCUUCACGGACAGUGCGUCCGUCUUCAAGGCGGUCCUGGAUGAUACCGUCUAUGAGACCCAACUAGACAAAGCCAACGCCCUGCGACGAGCAACGCUCGAACGUCGCACUUCGCAGGAUGACAUCACGGAUCCGUGGGUCCCAGUGGACACAGCGAGGACGAUUCCUUUCGCUCAGAACGUUUCCCUGGAGGAGGUCCGGGACGCGACCCUUCGCACGGGUAACACCUCUCCCGGCUCCGAUAACAUUACGGUCAAGAUGCUCCGUGCCGUCUGGCAUACCAUUGGAAGCCUCGUCCACAAGCUGUAUCAGGGCUGUCUCGACAUCGGGCGACGGAACCUGUCAGAGGCCCGCGCCUGGCGUCCAAUCUCUCUCCUGUCUGGGCAAAGGCCUCGAACGGCUUAUUGCGCGCCGUUUGGCGUGGGCAUCCGUCCACUAUGGUGUCUUGCACCCACAACAAGCUGGCGCAUUGCCGAAAAGGUCCGCUGUUGA
Hirsutella rhossiliensis is the source of this 1095-nucleotide messenger RNA. RefSeq names its product endonuclease-reverse transcriptase domain-containing protein. The coding region runs from base 1 to 1095 and encodes 364 amino acids. The transcript is spliced from 5 exons. The record is from RefSeq and is a predicted model, not a curated record. Lineage: Eukaryota; Fungi; Ascomycota; Sordariomycetes; Hypocreales; Ophiocordycipitaceae. Gene Ontology annotation, molecular function: catalytic activity.